Molecule: messenger RNA, 780 nt
Organism: Botrytis sinoallii
Lineage: Eukaryota; Fungi; Ascomycota; Leotiomycetes; Helotiales; Sclerotiniaceae
Exons: 5
Coding region: 1-780 (259 amino acids)
Source: RefSeq, a predicted model, not a curated record
AUGACAUCCUUUGAUAUCAAUACGACCGGCGAUGAUGUGCUCAAGCACUUCUCCAAGUACGCCAAGGGCAAAACAUUUGUCAUAACCGGUCCCAGUGAAAAUGGCAUUGGCGCCGAGUCUGCAAUCACUCUCGCAUCUGCAAAGCCCCAGAAAAUCAUUCUUGUCGGUCGAACUGAAAGUAAAGUCAUUUCAGUGAUUGAAGCUAUCAGAAAGAUCAACCCAGACAUUGAAGUCUUCUUUGUUGAAAUCGAUCUUCUCAACAACAAGAGCGUUCGACAAGCAGCAGAGAAGAUAAAGACCUUGACAGAUAAGAUUGAUGUUCUUAUUAACAAUGCUGGUGUGAUGGCUGUAAAAUAUUAUGCUACAUCUGUCGAUGGAGUUGAAAGCCAAUUUGCGGCUAAUUAUCUUGGUCAUUUUCUUCUUACCAAUCUGCUGGAUGGAGAAACAUACAAUCCCUGGGUUGCUUACGGACAAGCGAAAACUGCUAUGGUACUGUUCAAUCUCGCUCUUGACAAACGAUUGAAGCAGAAAGGAGUUACGGCAUUGAUAUGCCAUCCUGGUGGAAACCCUCUUCCCCCGCAAAACAUGGUGACUUUGAAACAAGCAGCGGGAGUGGUUCUUUUCACGGCUUUGAACCCAUCUCUGCCAGAGGCUGCACCAGCAUUCAUCGUUGAAAAUGAAAUUUACACAGAGACGAAGGAUUAUGCUCUCAAUAAGGAGACAGCCGAGGGCUUAUGGAAGCUCAGUGAGAAGCUUGUGGGGGAGACAUUUGUUUACUGA